UCCCUUCCUGUUUGCUGCAGCGAGGUCCUUCUCGUUUUGUUUGGCAACUUCAUUUACGCUAAAACACACACACUUCUCUGGAGGUUUUAAAAGAUCAAACCUUAGAUUUCAGUUUAUUCCUCAGUGUAAAAUUCAGAUUAUGAUCAGAUUAUUUUACGCACAAAAAGUAAAACUGGAACAUUGUAUAGCUUAGACUCUUGAACUGAUGACUUUCUAUAAUUGCUUCAUUAAUAAUCCAUUACUCUGUUUUAUUGGGACGAAAUAUGAGACCAAUUUUCCUUUGCCAUUUUUCAAAAUGGGAAAGACAAAAGAACAUUUGAUUCAAGGAGGCAGAUGGAAGCAAUCAUUAGCAUUAGCAGUUUAAAGAAAUGGAACAUCAGGCGGACCAGAGUUUAUCCUCUAAGUCAUUCCAGAAGACAAAAUGUCCCAAAGCUUCCUGGAAGAGACACAGAGCAAACUUCACACUUUGUCCUACCGUCAACAGGUAGCUAGAAUACGAUCACUAACGUUAGCAGGAAGCUAGCAUAUCAUCACCAACGUUAGCAGGAAGCUAGCAUACAUCACUAACAUUAGCAGGAAGUUGGCAUACCAUCACUAAUGUUAGGAGGAAGCUAGCAUAUCAUCACGAAUUUUAGCAGGAAGCUAGCAUACCAUCCCCAAAAUAAACAGGAGGCUAGCACACUACCAACAUUUGACCUGGACCAGAACCAGAACCAGAAUGAUGGUGGUGGUGCUGGUAGGAGUUUGUCCUGCAAUUUCAUUCUCGCUCUGUCCACCUGUUUUUGUGUCCUUGGGCAAGAAACUUUACCCACAUCGCCUGCUGGUGGUCAGGGGGUGAACUGCAUAAAGCUGCUGCUGCUAACAGCUGCUCUGGAAACAUUUCUUCUCUCCAACAAGUUUUCCAAUAAAUCUGCUGAGUUUCUGAUGAUUAUUUGAAAAACUACAUUUAUUAUCCCUUUUGAAACUCAGCAGGAAAGUUUGGACUGUGGUCUGUUGUUGGUCCGUUCUGCCAAAGUGGAACGCUCUCAAACAGAGCAUAGAGAAGAACAACGACCCAAUUCAUUUUCAGUGAAUUCAGAAACUGUGCAUGGAGAGGCAGAUGGUACCACGGAUCCUCCCAGCAACAAGGUCCAGGGGUCAAGGUUCAAGUCCUGCCAAUGGAUCAUAAGCCUGGAGUUAAAAGGUUCUGGCCGCUGCUAUCUCUGGAAGGAUUUCAGUAAAGAUGGCCGCUGCAGUUCUCUGUUUCCAGCAGUAAAGAUGGAUUGUAAAGUUGCAGAGAGCGACAGCACGGUCAGCACAGGAAGGAAACAAACAAACAGGAAGCUCAGCUAACAGCAGCGGCCGUUAGUGGACCGUUGGCUGCAGCGGAUGUGAUGCGUUCACUGACUCAGAGUGCUUUCAGUUCAUUAUCAUCAUUUUCAGCCAUUGUCUAUUUUUACCGUCUGCCUUCGUCUUCUUCUGCUGAUGCUGAAUUCACCACCUGUCUCACGUUGAUGAUGUAACAGUCGGCUAAAAUGCGACUCGGCCUUCUGCCUGCAGACGCUUUGAAAACUUUGGGGUUUAGUUCCACAUCUGGAAGAGGAACAGAUCAGGUUUAUCUUGAGAAAAGAUGGGAUCUGGUUGCGUUGUGCUUUGGCAGCUGGCGGUUCUCCUCACUCCAAAGUUCUCCAGGUUUCCAACAUCAGAUUAUCUGCAGCUUCCCGCCGCCCAGCCGUCAUGCUGCCUCUAAGCAGCCAAUCAGAGCCCAGCUGCUGAGUCAUGCCGCCAUGUUGAGCUUUUCCAGCUGAGAAAUUAGUUCAAAGCUUUGAAAACUGACAGAAAGGCAGAUGAUGAAUUAUUAAUACGUUCUGUCUGAGUUUCUGCUCCGGUCAGACUCUAGUCUCUGUUCUCAACUCCAGCUGGGCCCCCUGGAGAGGCCCCCGGGCCUCAGGUUGGGAACCUCCCCGGUCAGCUGCAGAGUGGUUAGAAACGCAGCACCAUGGAAACCGGCCGGCCAAUGGGGGAGCGGGAAGCUGUUUACUGGGGGGUGUCCCGUUACCAUGGUUCCGGGACAAACCUCCGUCAGCAGGUAUUAAACUGGCGCCCCGGCGGAGCCCCGAGCCGCGGACACACACACGCACAGAGGAGCGCAGACUGUAGCGGGACUGGCGCAGACUGCAGGUGUCCGGUUUUGGUGUUUAAAGUUCUCCAAACUGUUUCCUUUGGGAUCUAAAAGUUUCUCUUCAAGCGGCCAGGUUGCCUCGAGGUUCGAGUCGGGUAGCAGAACCGAGCCCUGUGUGGCGCAGGACGGGGAGCCAUGCUGUCUCUGAGCCCGGUGGGCCCCGAGGAGCAGCGGAGCUGCGGGGCCCCCUGCAGCUGCGGCCUGGAUGACAGCCUGACCAACCUGCAGUGGCUGCAGGAGUUCUCCAUCCUGGGGGCUCCGGGACCGCAGCAGGGCCAGCAGCAGCUGGGCCCCGGCGGCCCGGCCUCGCCCCUGGCCGGGGACCCGGCCUCCUGCAGCGGGUCACCGCUGACUCCCGGGAAGCCCACCGCGGCGGCCUUCAGCCGGAUGCGGGCCCCGCCGGCUCUCGCGGCGCGCGGCCACUGCCCGGCCGAGGUGGAUUACCGCAGCAACCCGGACAUCAAGCCGCCGUUCUCCUACGCGACGCUGAUCUGCAUGGCGAUGCAGGCCAGCCAGCGCAGCAAGCUCACCCUGGCCUCCAUCUACCAGUGGAUCACCGACAACUUCUGCUACUACCGGCACGCGGACCCCACCUGGCAGAACUCCAUCCGCCACAACCUGUCGCUCAACAAGUGCUUCAUCAAAGUCCCCCGCCGCAAAGACGAGCCGGGCAAGGGCGGCUUCUGGCGCAUCGACCCACCGUACGCCGAGCGCCUGCUCAGCGGCGUCCACCGGACCCGCCGUACGCCGCCGCUCCGGGUCCACCUGCCGCCGCCGAACGAGGAGCGCCGGGACCCCCGCCUGUCUGAGGGCGGCCCGCAGGGCCCCCAUGCCCCGACCCCCAGCCGCCGCGGGACCAAGAGGAAGUCGGUGCUGGCAUCCCGGAGCGGCGCCUUCGAGGCUACCCAGCACUGCAGCUCCCCGCUGCUCUGUGUGGACGAGCAGAGGGAGGCCGGGCCCCUGAAGGGCCCCUUCGACUGGGACGGCUUGUUGGACUCGGCCCUCAGGGGGGAGCUGAGUUUGGAUGGGGGCGACUCUCUGAGCCCCAUCAUGGCCGCCGCCGACCCUCCUACACCCAGGAGUGGCAACGACCUGGACGAGGAAACCUUCCUGGCAACCGCUUUCCUGGAGACGCCCUGGCCGGAGGACGAGGACCGCGGCGACUUCCUGAGCGGCUCCACCGUCAACCUGGACCAACUGUUUGACCUGGGAGAGCCGCUAGCCCUGGACACUAGCAACCGGAUGGAGCCGCCAGUCCUGGACGCUAGCAACCGGAUGGAGCCGCUAGUCCUGGACGCUAGCAACCGGAUGGAGCCGCUAGUCCUGGACACUAGCAACCGGAUGGAGCCGCCAGUCCUGGACACUAGCAACCAGAUGGAGCCGCUAGUCCUGGACGCUAGCAACCAGAUGGAGCCGCUAGUCCUGGACGCUAGCAACCGGAUGGAGCCGCUAGUCCUGGACGCUAGCAACCGGAUGGAGCCGCUAGUCCUGGACGCUAGCAACCGAAUGGAACCGCUAGUCCUGGACGCUAGCAACCGGAUGGAGCCGCUAGCAAUGGAUGCUAGCAACCGGAUGGAGCCGCUAGCAAUGGAUGCUAGCAAUUGUCACAUCUGAAGAAGGGGUCAGUGACUAAAGUGGCUGGGAAGCUGCAGGGAAACGCCUCUUCCUGUCCUGUAGACUCUUGUCCACGCCUGCUUCCUGGAGACGCCACUAGAGGAAGCAGGAAACAGACGAGACAGAGUCCAACAUUAAAAACUAAAUGAACAAUAUUUCUAUAGUAAAUCUGUAGUUUAUAGAGUUGUAGUCAAAUUUGUUCUGACAUGUUUUGUUAUUGAUUUGUUAUGAAUGGGUUCAUGUUCAUAGUUCAAUAUUUUAAAAUUCUGAGCUAUGUUUCAGGUACCAACAUGAACUAGUUCUCGUUCAGUGGCUCAUAAACUGUAUUUUCAUACAAAUUUCUAAAUAAAGUCCAUUUAA
Molecule: messenger RNA, 4135 nt
Organism: Xiphophorus maculatus (southern platyfish)
Lineage: Eukaryota; Metazoa; Chordata; Actinopteri; Cyprinodontiformes; Poeciliidae
Gene: foxj1a
Product: forkhead box protein J1-A-like
Exons: 3
Coding region: 2297-3775 (492 amino acids)
Biological process (GO): regulation of DNA-templated transcription
Molecular function (GO): sequence-specific DNA binding; DNA-binding transcription factor activity
Source: RefSeq, a predicted model, not a curated record